AUGGCUGACUAUUCCCUCUUUACCAAAGUUAAUGGCGAUUCUUUUACAGGAGUGCUCAUCUACGUUGAUGAUAUUAUCAUUACAGGCAAUAAUCUUGAAGAAAUAGAACACCUUAAAUCUUUCCUUCUCAAACAGUUUCGCAUCAAGGAUCUCGGUGACUUGAAGUAUUUUUUAGGCAUUGAAUUUUCGCGAUCCAAGAAAGGUCUUUUUUUGUCCCAAAGGAAAUAUGCUCUAGAUAUUUUACACGAUGCAGGUUUAACGGGGGCACGGCCAGAAAAGUGUCCAAUGGAACAAAAUGUGAAAUUACAAACCACAGAUGGUGCUAUACUCAAUGAUCCAACGAGAUAUAGGAGGUUGGUUGGAAAAUUAAUUUAUCUUACUGUCACAAGACCAAACAUUGUUUUUGCAGUUCAGAAUUUGAGUCAGUUUAUGCACCAACCCAGAAAACCACACAUGGAGGCCGCACUUCGUGUCUUGCGAUUCAUUAAGGGUACACCUGGCCAAGGAUUGUUUUUCCCGGCUAUAAACAAUCUUGAGUUAAAAGCUUAUUGUGAUUCAAAUCAUGCAUGUUGUCCAACAACAAGAAGAUCAACUACAGGUUAUUGUGUGUUUCUAGGUCACUCCCUUGUCUCAUGGAAAUCCAAGAAACAGCCAACUGUGGCUCGUUCAUCUGCAGAAGCCGAGUACAGGGCCAUGGCGAACACAUGCCUUGAAAUUACAUGGCUGCGAUAUAUAUUGUGA
Molecule: messenger RNA, 741 nt
Organism: Camellia sinensis
Lineage: Eukaryota; Viridiplantae; Streptophyta; Magnoliopsida; Ericales; Theaceae
Source: RefSeq, a predicted model, not a curated record